Messenger RNA from Manis javanica (Malayan pangolin), 1145 nucleotides. The record is from RefSeq and is a predicted model, not a curated record. Lineage: Eukaryota; Metazoa; Chordata; Mammalia; Pholidota; Manidae.
UUUAAGAAUGCGAGUUCCAACCAGUUUUUCCUGCAAGGAGUCCAGCUGAAUACCACUCUUCCCGAUGCCAGAGACCCUGCCUUCAGGGCCACCAACAACUCGCUGAGGGCCCUUCAGGCCACCGUCGGGAAGUCAUACAGGUGCAACUCUGGGGAGCACGUCCAGGUCACACGGGCCUUUGCUGUCAACAUGUUCAAGGUGUGGGUGCAGGCUUUCCACGUGGAAGGCGGCACGUUUGGGUCUGUGGAGGAGUGUCAGCUGGACGAGGACAGCCUGCUGGUCCCCAUCGCCGUGGGCGGCGCCCUGGCUGGGCUGGUCCUCGUCGUCCUCAUCGCCUACCUCAUCGGCAGGAAGAGGAGCCACGCCGGCUACCAGACCAUUUAGCGCAGCCACGCCGAGCACCCAGCUGCCACUGCAGGGCCACUGCAGGCGCCCUGAGUGUGGGUUUGUGUUGAGUGGGGCACACUUUUCUGCAAACUGGUUUUCAGAUCUGCUUUAUCCAAUGUGAAGUUCAUCCUGCAACAUUUACUAUGCACAAAAUGGUAAUUGGAAAUGAUGGUGUUAAUUUUGCUAACUGGGUUAUGUAUUUUGCUAACUGGUUAAUAAAUGUUAAUAUUUACCAAAGUAGAACUUUAAGUGGGGAGGGUCGGAGCACUUUUCUGGAUCGGCGCUGGCUCCACUCAUUUGGCUUCUCAAGAUUCUGGUGUUUGGUUUAUUCAUGAUUGGCUCAGAUUCAAGCCUUACCAAGGGGGUCUCUGCUCUUGACACGGGCUGGGGAAGGCCAGCGAGCUGCUAGGCUGACGCGCUGAAGAAGCUGGUAGAAAGAGGUGGCAGCCCAAGUGCUCCAGAGGAUGAGUCUGGACGGGCCUGUCAGCGUGUGCCGCGGCUCCCAGGCGCCCAGUCCUGUGGUCUUGCCCUGCUCUGUAGCUCACUCUAGAGCUGGUACUUUUUAAAAUAGAAAGUGGGUGUUAUUUUUAUUUACUGUUUUGUAAAGUGAUUCCGUCUUCUGUCUGAGGUUCGGGUGAAUGUUUCUGCACUUGCGCAGUGAUCAGUCUCUGACUUGUCGCUUGCAGCUCAGGUGGGGGUCCCUCCAUGGAACUUGUUUCUAUAACAAUGCUAAUAAAAUGUCUGUCUGUCUGUCUAGA